AUGGCGCAAUUUGUCCAAAAUACUGUUGCCGGUGGCAAUUUUGAGACGCCAGAUAGAUAUACUAAGCCCAAAGUUUUGAAAAUUGGUGUUUCUGGAAUUGUGUGCUCCUCGUGGGAUCAAAUAAGACAGCAAUAUGUUGCAGUGAAAAAAAUACCAGAGCCGUUCAGGACGCCAGUCACUACUCAAUAUAUUCUCAGAGAAAUCAAGUUGCUGAAGCACUUGCAACAUGAGAAUAUCGUCCGUCCACUUGACUUGUUCAUAUCUCCCACAGAAGACAUUUAUCUCGUCACGGACUUCAUGCAGACCGAUCUGCGUACGGUUAUGAACGCAAAACCCAUUAGUCAUGAAUUUGUUCAGUUCUUCUUAUACCAGAUUAUGAGAGGACUGAAAUACGUCCAUUCAGCGGGCGUGAUUCACCGCGAUCUUAAACCCGAGAACAUCCUAAUUAACGAGGAUUGUGAUCUCAAGAUAUGCAAUUUCGAGCUGACGCGAGUCCAGGAAAUGCAGAUGACGAGCUACGUUUCCACUGGAUACUACCGAGCUCCAGAAAUCAUGUUGACUUGGCAGAGGCAUGGCGAACAGAUUGAUAUCUGGAGUGCAGGGUGCAUCUUUGCCGAAAUGCUGCUAGGGAAACCUCUUUUCGCAGAAAAGGGCCAUGUGCAACAAUUUUGUGCCAUUACAGAGCUGCUUGGAACACCCGAUGAGGGAUUCCUAGCCCGAAUAGCCUCAAAAAGCACCCUGAACCUCAUUCGGUCAUUCCCUCAGCGCCAGGCUAGAGGUGUCUCAAGCGUGUUCUCGGACGUCGAUCCAAAAGCGCUCGACCUCCUCGAACGAAUGCUGGUUUUUGACCCUCACGGUCGGAUUUCUGCAUCUAGUGCUCUUACCGUUCCAUAUCUUGGUUCCUAUCAUGAUCCCACAGAUGAACCCGUGGCUAAAGACACAUUCGAUGAGACCUUUGACGGAUAUUAUUGUUCUCAUGAUUCCUGGAAGCAGAAGCUGUACGCUGAGGUAUUAGAAUAUCACAAACAAUCAGAGGCUAAGGAGUCUGUCAGAAAGUGGGCCCAGUCCGUCUCGAAAGCCCAAAACUAAUCAUUCAACACCGAUACAAAGAAGGAUAUGGUGUCGUCGCAAAAUUACUAUGGCAUGGGCGAAAGAAAGGUCUGUUUCUAUCUGUGCAUGCAUCGGGAUAUAUCCAAUUGCCCCGGAUGGUUUUGGCGUCCUGGCUAUUUAGCUCUCUUUUCUACUCAAUCGUGACCCUCGAAUGACU
Molecule: messenger RNA, 1267 nt
Organism: Penicillium canescens
Lineage: Eukaryota; Fungi; Ascomycota; Eurotiomycetes; Eurotiales; Aspergillaceae
Exons: 9
Coding region: 1-1089 (362 amino acids)
Biological process (GO): protein phosphorylation; cellular response to oxidative stress; osmosensory signaling pathway
Cellular component (GO): nucleus; cytoplasm
Molecular function (GO): ATP binding; MAP kinase activity
Source: RefSeq, a predicted model, not a curated record